ACCAGAACACGCUAACAAUUUCUGUUUUCUUUUUUAAUUAUAAAUAAGAAACCUUCAACAACCAAUUUAACCACACAAACAACAAACCCUAACCCUAGCCCCACCUGCUUCAAACUCCUCUCCUCCAUAUAAAUAAUCCAGAACCCAUCACACAAUCAUACAAAUUUCCUCUCCGGCUCCCAACAAUUUCGUUUCUCUCCUCUGUUUUGAAAAUUUCUUGCCGGAGAGCUGAUUUCUUGCUCCGGAUUUUUGUUUAGAAAUAGAAAUAGAUCAACAAAAGAAAACAGGAUCUUUUAAUUAUCGUUGUGAAUGGUGGAAAUCUUAAGCAGUAGUAAUUACAUGCUCUCCCUUUGCAAAUCAAGGGCGGGCGUUGUCUCUGCUGCCUCUGCUUUUGCUUUCGGAUCUUGCAAGGAAGGCUGGUACUAUCGCUGCCUCGGCGUCGACCCCUGAAUCAUCUAAUUUCAAUCUCGGAAAUCUCAAAUUUAUUUUGUUUUUUCGAAAAAGAAAAGAAGCCAAUUCUCUGUUUUUGCCUAAUAUUUCUUUUAUUUGUUCAAUUUGCAAUUAAGAAACAAAAGAGUUCUCUUUAGAUUUUGAUAAACACGCAAAACAAUGUUGCUUUACAAGCCCAAGAAGAAUCAGCCUGCGAAGGGUAACAGGUUCUUGAUUAGCGUGACUGUUUUGGGGAGUGCUGGGCCGAUCCGAUUUGUGGUAAAUGAAAGGGAGAUUGUUGCUGUUAUUAUUGAUACCGCGUUGAAGUCUUAUGCUCGUGAGGGUCGCCUUCCUGUUCUUGGCUCUGAUCUAAACGAUUUCUUCCUUUAUUGCCCCAAUGCUGGUUCUGGUGCUCUGAGCCCAUGGGAGACAAUUGGAUCGUUAGGGUCUCGAAAUUUUAUGCUAUGCAAGAAACCACAGCAGCAGGUGAAGGCAGCUGAAGAUCCAAGACCAAAUGCAGCAAUUACUCGAAAAGGGAGUGGGAGUUGGAAGUCAUGGAUUAAUAAGUCUCUCAAUCUUAAAAUAUCGUCUCAUUAGAUUGAAUGAUUUCAUUCAGUUUCAAGAAAUGGAAACUUUCCUUUAAUUUUUCAUUAUCAAUUUCCAAGUAACAGAUGUUUUGUUACUUUGUUCUCUGUUGCUUCUGUUUUUUUUUGUUUUUUCCUAUUAAUUCCCAGAUUGAAAUAUUCAAUCUUGGUUAUUGUUUCUUUUAUUAUGUUCUGUUUGACUCAUCAUGAACUUAAAUGUACUUUUUGAGUUUUUGCUUUGAGAAUAAAAUAGACAUUUAUUUUUUAUGUCUAA
Molecule: messenger RNA, 1287 nt
Organism: Jatropha curcas
Lineage: Eukaryota; Viridiplantae; Streptophyta; Magnoliopsida; Malpighiales; Euphorbiaceae
Source: RefSeq, a predicted model, not a curated record